Messenger RNA from Coregonus sp. 'balchen', 4736 nucleotides. NCBI's taxonomy places the organism in Eukaryota, Metazoa, Chordata, Actinopteri, Salmoniformes, Salmonidae. The record is from the annotation of a GenBank genome assembly.
AUGGGAAACCACCUGGACCGGAUAACCCACCUCAGCUACAGCGAGCUGCCCACCGGAGAUCCGUCCGGACUGGAGAAAGAGGAGCUCAGAGUUGGAGUGGCAUACUUCUUCUCAGACGAAGAAGAGGAGGUGGAUAUUAUUUUUGUAUAUUUUUUCAAUAUGUUGCAACUUUGUUAAUUGUACUGUGUGUAUCAGUGCAACCAGGGAUCCUCUGAACACAUCAACAACUGCCUCCUACCAAGCACCGUUACCCGUCGCUCCACCAAAGCGGUAACAACUACUUCAAGGUCUCAGAGCGAGCGUCGUCACCGAUUUUAAACGCUACUAUCGCACACCGCUUACUAGCUAGUCAUUUCACACCAGUUACACAUGUUUCAUGUGCAUAUGACAAAUUAACUUGGAUUUUGUUACAUCUUUUCUUUCAAUAUAUAUUUUUUCUGUAGGCCUAUAUUUUAUAUAAUAUAUCUUUGUGCUUUAUUGGUGUUUUUAUUGAAGUGUGAAAAUAUUUGUGCCUUGUUUUUUUUCCCUAGGCUACUUAUUGCAUGUAUAUGUUAUAUGUAUACUUUUUUUUUAAUGUACUUUACUCAAACCAGUGAAAAUCACUUAUUAUAAAUAAGGUCAUUAACUAUCAGCUCUUGGAAAAUCCAGGGCCUGUAUUCUUCUCAUUUUGGUUCUAUAAUAUAUAUUUCUACUAUAUAUAUACUUCUAUAAUAUCUUUCGUGUGUGUGUGUGUGUGUGUGUGUGUGUGUAUAUACAGCUGCGGAAAAAAAUAGAGACCACUGCAAAAUUAUCAGUUUCUCUGGUUUGACGAUUUAUAGGUAUGUGUUUGGGGAAAAAAUUACAUUUUUGUUUUAUUCUAUAAACUACUGACAACAUUUCUCCCAAAUUCCAAAUAAAAAUAUUGUCAUUUAGAGCAGUUAUUUGCAGAAAAUGACAACUGUUCAAAAUAACAAAAAAGAUGCAGUGUUGUCAGACCUCGAAUAAUGCAAAGAAAAGAAGUUCAUGUUCAUUUUUAAACAACACAAUACUAGUGUUUUAACUAAGGAACAGUUCAGAAAUCAAUAUUUGGUGGAAUAUCCCUGAUUUUCAAUCACAGCUUUCAUGCGUCUUGGCAUGCUCUCCACCAGUCUUUCACAUUGAUGUUGGGUGACUUUAUGCCACUCCUGGCGCAAAAAUACAAGCAGCUCGGCUUUGUUUGAUGGCUUGUCACCAUCCAUCUUCCUCUUGAUCACAUUCCAGAAGUUUUCAAUGGGGUUCAGGUCUAGAGAUUGGGCUGGCCAUGACAGGGUCUUGAUCCAUCCACACCUUGAUUGACCUGGCUGUGUGACAUGGCGCAUUGUCCUGCUGGAAAAACCAAUCCUCAGAGUUGUCAGAGCAAAAGGAAACAAGUUUUCUUCCAGGACAACCUUGUACGUGGCUUGAUUCAUGCGUCCUUCACAAAGACAAAUCUGCCAGAUUCCAGCCUUGCUGAAGCACCCCCAGAUCAUCACAGAUCCUCCACCAAAUUUCACAGUGGGUGCGAGACACUGUGGCUUGUAGGCCUCUCCAGGUCUCCGUCUAACCAUUAGACGACCAGGUGUUGGGCAAAGCUGAAAAUUGGACUCAUCAGAGAAGAUUACCUUACUCCAGUCCUGUACGGUCCAACCCUUAUGGUCUUUGGCAAACCUCAGCCUGGCUCUUCUUUGCUUCUCAUUGAUGAAGGGCUUUUUUCUAGCUUUGCACGACUUCAGCCCUGCCCCUAGGUGCCUGUUUCGAACCGUCCUCGCCGUGCACUUCACCCCAGCUGCCGUUUGCCAUUCUUUUUGUAGGUCCCUUGAUGUCAUCCUAUGGUUGUUGAGUGACAUUCGAAUGAGUUGGCGGUCAUCCCGGUCAGUAGAGAAUCGUUUUCGCCCUCAGCCGGUCUGUAGCUUUGUUGUCCCCAAUGUCUGCUGCUUGACCUUGUUCUUAUGAACCGCCGUCUUUGAAAUGUUAAGGAUGGAAGCAACCUGACGCUCACUGUAUCCCUCUGCCAGUAAAGCCAGAAUUGAACCCUUCUUUUCCUCACUCAAAACUCUCCUUUUCAACUCUUUUGGCAUGGUCAAUAGUUAUUUUUUGAUUAAUAUUACUUUUGAGGUACUAUUAACACUGUUUUUGCCAUCCAGCUGGUCCUAUUGCAAGAGGAUAGUGAUGACCACAGCAGUGGUUUUUAUACUUUUCCUCGUUAAAUAAGUGAAUAAGUGGUUCAUGUGAUCACCUAAUCAGUACCUAAUUCAGUAGAAUGAGGUGUGCCUGUGUUGGAAUUCAACAGACACUGGAAUGGAAUGGCUGUCAUACAUGUAGAGAUGCUGAUUUAAGAAACAUUUGGUCUCUUAAUUUUUUUUCCACAGCUGUAUAUACACUUAGGUUGGAAUCAUUAAAACUCAUUUUUCAACCACUCCACACAUUUCUUGUUAACAAACUAUAGUUUUGGCAAGUCGGUUAGGACAUCUACUUUGUGCACGACACAAGUAAUUUUUCCAACAAUUAUUUACAGACUGUGCCUUUAAACAGCUUGGAAAAUUCCAGAAAAUUAUGUAAUGGAAGCUUCUGAUAGGCUAAUUGACAUCAUUUGAGUUAAUUGGAGGUGUACCUGUGGAUGUAUUUCAAGGCCUACCUUCAAACUCAGUGCCUCUUUGCUAGAAAUCAAGGGAAAAUCAAAAUAAAUCAGCCAAGACCUCAGAAAAAGAAUAGUAGACCUCCACAAGUCUGGUUCAUCCUUGGGAGCAAUUUCCAAACGCCUGAAGGUACCACGCUCAUCUGUACAAACAAUAGUAUGCAAGUAUAAACACCAAGGGACCACGCAGCCGUCAUACUGCUCAGGAAGGAGAUGCGUUCUGUCUCCUAGAGACGAACGUACUUUGGUGCAAAAAGUGCAAAUCAAUCCCAGAACAACAGCAAAGGACCUUGUGAAGAAGCUGAAGGAAACAGGUACAAAAGUAUCUAUAUCCACAGUAAAACGAGUCCUAUAUCGACAUAACCUGAAAGGCUGCUCAGCAAGAAAGAAGCCACUGCUCCAAAACCGCCAUUAAAAAAGCCAGACUACGGUUUGCAACUGCUAAUGGGGACAAAUCUCGUACUUUUUGGAGAAAUGUCCUCUGGUCUGAUGAAACAAAAAUAGAAUUGUUUGGCCAUAAUGACCAUCGUUAUGUUUGGAGGAAAAAGGGGGAUGCUUGCAAGCCAAAGAACACCAUCCCAACCGUGAAGCACUAGGGUGGCAGCAUCAUGCUGUGGGGGUGCUUUGCUGCAGGAGGGACUGGUGCACUUCACAAAAUAGAUGGCAUCAUGAGGAAGGAAAAUUAUGUGGAUAUAUUGAAGCAACAUCUCAAGUCAUCAGUCAGGAAGUUAAAGCUUGGUCGCAAAUGGGUCUUCCAAAUGGACAAUGACCCCAAGCAUACUUCCAAAGUUGUGGCAAAAUGGCUUAAGGACAACAAAGUCAAGGUAUUGGAGUGGCCAUCACAAAGCCCUGACCUCAAUCCUAUAGAACAUUUGUGGGCAGAACUGAAAAAGCGUGUGCGAGCAAGGAGGCCUACAAACCUGACUCAGUUACACCAGCUCUGUCAGGAGGAAUGGGCCAAAAUUCACCCAACUUAUUGUGGGAAGCUUGUGGAAGGCUACCCGAAACGUUUGACCCAAGUUAAACAAUUUAAAGGCAAUUAUACCAAAUACUAAUUGAGUGUAUGUAAAUAUCUGACCCAUUGGGAAUGUGAUAAAAUAAAUAAAAGCUGAAAUAAAUCAUUCUCUCUACUAUUAUUCUGACAUUUCACAUUUUUAAAAUCAAGUGGUGAUCCUAACUGACCUAUGACAGGGACUUUUUACUAGGAUUAAAUGUCAGGAAUUGUGAAACACUGAGUUGAAAUGUAUUUGGCUAAGGUGUAUGUAAACUUUCGACUUCAGCUGUGUGUGUGUGUGUGUAUAUAUAUAUAUAUAUAUAUAUACACACACACACACACACACACACACACUACCGGUUUAAAAGUUUUACUCAUUCAAGGGUUUUUCUUUAUUUUCACUAUACUCUACAUUGUAGAAUAAUAGUGAAGACAUCAAAUAUAAUUUGAUUUCAGGUGGACGACGCAGGAGGUGGCGGAGGAGGUUACACCAGCCAGGAGGGCCCCGGGGCGGUCAGCGAGCUGGAGUACUCCGCCUUCUGCUCCCAGGAAUGCAUCUUCUCCAAACUGCGCGCGAACGAGGAUUUGAACGUGUACUCCACCAAAACUUUGCUCUCCAUGUGCAAGCCAGGGGACCUUGUGGAGCUAGUAUCCACCUCCCAGGCACCUCACUGGGCUGUGUACGAGCUCAACGACCAGGUGAUACACCUGCAUGAGGGGGAGAUACGGAAGGACAGCCUGACUGAGAUAGGACAGGGCCGGCACGGACGGAUAGUGAACAGCCGCUACCGCUUCCGGCCGCUGCCCUCCGACCUGGUGCUGCAGAACGCCACUGGCCACCUGGGCCUACGCAGCGGGGACAUCUGCUGGACCAGCUCUGAGAGCUUCGCCGCCUGGUGCCGCUUCGGGAAGCGGGAGUUCAAGGCGGGAGGCGAGGCACACUCGGCAGAGCAACAGUACUUUCUCAAAGUGCAUCUCGGUGCCGGGACUCGGAAUGGACACACGCUGGUGUUCCGUAGCCUCGAGGAUAUGAUCCGGGAGAGGAGGAGGGUUGACGCUAGUGGGAUUCGGAAGGAGCUGUCUUUAGGGGUCAACGGCGGAAAGGAGUGA